AGUGCCGCGAGGGGUGCGUGCGCGUGUGCCAGGCUCGCCCGCCACCUCCCGGCUCAGUCUGCGCUCCUCCGCACGCGGGGCAGCCGGGCCGGCGGGCUGGGGAGCAGGAGCAGCGCCCCUCGCCCGGGCCUCGCCUCCCCGGGGCGCCCGGCAGUCCCGCAGGCCAGGGCGCACCGCCCGGGCCACGCUCCCCACCCCCGCCCCUCGCACCCUCCCUGGCCCCCUCUCCAUUGAGUUUUCCAACACGGGCGCCCGUCAAUGGUCCUGCUCGGGGAUGCACACGCAGCUCACGGCCGGAGGGGGGUAGCAGCCACCGCCUCCAGGUGCGGGCUCUCCAGGUCCGCCGCCGCCACCCGCUGUCGCCGCCACUCGAGCCCCGGGGCGCGCUGAGGUCCCGGCCGGCCAUGGGGCUGCCGUUGCUGGCGUGAGAAGGGGCGCCGCAGCCUCCGAGCUCGGGGUGCCCGGCUGCCUGCAUGGAUGUCUUCAGCUUUGUGAAGAUUGCAAAGCUCUCGAGCCACAGGACGAAGUCUUCUGGCUGGCCACCUCCCUCGGGCACCUGGGGCUUGAACCAGGCGCCACCCUAUGGAUGGGAGAUGACUGCGAACCGGGAUGGCCGAGACUGCUUCAUCAAUCACAUGACACAGGGCAUCCCAUUUGACGACCCUCGGUUGGAGAGCUGCCAAAUCCUCCCUCCGGCCCCUCGGAGGGUGGAGAUGAGGAGGGACCCUGUGCUAGGGUUUGGUUUCGUGGCCGGGAGUGAAAAGCCAGUAGUCGUUCGCUCCGUAACACCAGGUGGCCCCUCCGAAGGCAAGCUGAUCCCGGGAGAUCAGAUCGUAAUGAUUAACGAUGAACCAGUCAGCGCUGCGCCAAGGGAGCGGGUCAUCGACCUGGUCAGAAGCUGCAAAGAAUCGAUACUCCUCACUGUCAUUCAGCCUUACCCUUCUCCCAAGUCAGCAUUUAUUAGUGCUGCAAAAAAGGCAAGAUUAAAGUCCAAUCCAGUCAAAGUGCGGUUCUCCGAGGAGGUCAUCAUCAAUGGCCAAGUGUCGGAAACUGUUAAGGAUAAUUCACUUCUUUUUAUGCCAAAUGUUUUGAAAGUGUAUCUGGAAAAUGGGCAGACCAAAUCAUUUCGCUUUGACUGCAACACCUCCAUAAAGGAUGUCAUCUUGACUCUUCAAGAGAAGCUUUCCAUCAAAGGCAUCGAACACUUCUCCCUGAUGCUGGAGCAGAGGACGGAAGGGGCUGGAACCAAGCUGCUCUUGCUUCAUGAACAGGAGACUCUAACUCAGGUGACACAGCGGCCCAGCUCCCAUAAGAUGAGGUGUCUUUUCCGAAUUAGCUUCGUCCCAAAGGAUCCAAUUGACCUUUUGAGGAGAGAUCCAGUUGCUUUUGAAUAUCUCUAUGUUCAGAGCUGUAACGACGUCGUACAGGAGCGGUUUGGGCCUGAGCUGAAAUACGACAUAGCCCUGCGGCUGGCGGCUCUGCAAAUGUACAUCGCAACCGUUACCACCAAGCAAACGCAGAAAAUCUCUCUCAAAUACAUCGAAAAAGAAUGGGGAUUAGAGACUUUUCUUCCCUCUGCUGUGCUGCAAAGCAUGAAAGAGAAGAACAUAAAGAAAGCACUUUCACACCUUGUCAAAGCAAAUCAAAACUUGGUACCACCGGGUAAAAAGCUCUCUGCACUGCAAGCCAAGGUCCACUAUCUCAAGUUCCUCAGUGACCUUCGACUGUAUGGGGGUCGUGUGUUCAAGGCAACAUUAGUGCAGGCGGAAAAGCGCUCGGAAGUGACUCUCCUGGUUGGGCCCCGAUACGGCAUAAGCCACGUCAUAAACACCAAAACCAAUCUGGUGGCUCUUUUAGCCGACUUCAGCCACGUCAACAGAAUCGAGAUGUUUACCGAGGAGGACAGCUUGGUGCGGGUGGAGCUGCACGUGCUGGAUGUGAAGCCCAUCACACUCCUGAUGGAAUCAUCAGAUGCCAUGAACCUGGCCUGCUUAACUGCUGGCUACUACCGGCUACUUGUGGAUUCCAGGAGGUCAAUAUUUAACAUGGCCAACAAGAAAAAUACAGGGACCCAGGAAACAGGAACUGAAAAUAAAGGAAAGCAUAACCUCCUUGGCCCCGAUUGGAACUGUAUACCCCAGAUGACCACCUUUAUUGGCGAAGGGGAGCAAGAAGCCCAAAUAACAUAUAUAGAUUCAAAACAGAAGACGGUCGAUAUUUCGGACGGCACCUUGUGUCCCAAAGACCACCGGCACCUGUAUAUAGACAGCACCUAUAAUCCAGACGAACUCAACCAGCCGCUGACCCAGCCGGGAGAUGCUCCGUGUGAGGCCGACUACAGGACUCUAGCUCAGCGCUCCCUGCUGACCCUCUCAGGACCGGAAACACUAAAGAAAGCCCAGGAGUCUCCGAGAGGAGCUAAAGUGUCCUUUAUUUUCGGAGAUCUCGCCUUGGAUGAUGGCAUGAAUCCCCCGACUCUCGGCUACGAUAGACUACUGGAGGAGAGCCCGGAACUGCUGGAGAAGCAGAGGAAUCUCUACAUCGGCAGUGCCAAUGACAUGAAGGGCCUGGAUCUCGCUCCUGAUGCUGAGAGCAUCCAGUUUGUGGCAAAUUCCGUUUAUGCAAACAUAGGUGAUGUCAAAAACUUCGAGGCCGCCGAGGGGAUAGAGGAGCCCCUCCUGCACGACAUCUGUUACGCAGAAAACACCGAUGACGCGGAGGACGAAGAUGAGGUGAGCUGUGAGGAGGACCUCGUGGUGGGAGAGAUGAACCAGCCAGCCAUCCUCAACCUGUCUGGGUCAAGCGAUGACAUCAUUGACCUCACAUCCCUGCCCCCUCCAGAGGGGGAUGACAAUGAGGAUGACUUCCUGUUGCGUUCCUUGAACAUGGCCAUCGCCGCACCCCCACCUGGCUUUCGAGAUAGUUCAGAUGAGGAGGACUCCCAGAGCCAGGCAGCGUCCUUCCUCGAGGACAAGGAGCCAGGCAGGAGUCUGCAAAGUGAUGAGAUCCCCGUGUCCCUCAUUGACGCUGUGCCCACCAGCGCUGAGGGCAAGUGUGAGAAGGGCCUGGAUAACACCGUGGUUUCCACGCUGGAAGCUCUAGAAGCUCUGUCCGUGUCAGAAGAACAGCAGACCAGUGACAAUUCAGGUGUAGCCAUCUUGCGGGCUUAUAGUCCCGAGUCUUCGUCAGACUCGGGCAAUGAGACUAACUCUUCUGAAAUGACUGAGAGCUCUGAACUGGCCACAGCACAGAAGCAGUCAGAAAGCCUCUCCCGCAUGUUCUUGGCCACUCACGAAGGAUACCACCCCCUUGCAGAGGAGCAGACCGAGUUCCCCACCUCCAAAACCCCUGCCGGGGGCUUGCCUCCCAAGUCCUCCCACGCCCUGGCCACCCGCCCAGUGACUGACCUCCCACCCAAAGUUGUGCCUUCCAAACAGAUCCUUCACCCAGACCCCAUGGAGAUGGAGCCCGAAACCAUGGAGACCAAGUCGGUCACCGACUACUUUAGCAAACUGCACAUGGGGUCAGUGGUGUAUUCCUGCACCAGCAAAAGGAAAAGCAAGCUGGCCGAUGGGGAGGGGAAGGCAGCCCCUAGUGCAAACAUGCCAGGGAAAAAGCAGCAGGGGACCAAAACGGCCGAGGCAGAGGAGGAAGCCAAAGGUAAAUUUGGUACUGUAUCUUCAAGGGACAGUCAACACCUAAGCACUUUUAACCUGGAAAGAACUGCCUUUCGCAAGGACAGCCAAAGAUGGUACAUGGCCGCUGAGGGGGCGGUAACCGAGCAAAGUGGAUUGGAAGCGGCAACGGGGAUAACGUUCCCGAGAGCUUCUGGUCUGGGGACAAGGGAGGCGGAAGAGAAGGAUGAAGGCGCUCCUGAUGGAGAAGCCAGCGAGGUUUCAGCACUUGGCCAACGGGACCACUUCUUAACUGACGUGACCUGUGUAUCUUCAGCCAAAGACUUAGAUAACCCCGAGGAUACUGACCCGUCCACCUGUGACCAUCCUUCCAAGCUUCCCGAGGCGGAAGAGAGCGUGGCCCGCCUUUGUGACUACCACUUGGCCAAGCGGAUGUCAUCGUUACAAGGCGAGUGCCAUUUUUCUCUACAGAGCUCCCAAGGCUCGUCAGUGGAGGCGGGCUGUGGCACCUGUGCCGCGCCUGUGGAGUCCCCACUCUGCCCCGCUAUGGGGAAGCACCUGAUUCCCGAGACUUCGGGGAAAGGCAUGAGUUACGUUCCUUCCGAGGAGAGAGCCGCUGGCCUGCCCCCCCACGGAGCCACCUUUAAGGAAUUACACCCCCAGACGGAAGGGAUGUGUCCGCGGAUGACAGUGCCUGCCCUGCACACAGCUAUUAAUGCGGAACCCCUGUUUGGCACUUUGAGAGAUGGAUGUCAUCGACUCCCCAAGAUUAAGGAAACCACAGUGUAGCUUUGACAGAGCCUGGGAAGGAGAGACGAGGAGGCAUGCCUUCAGCUUGGUCUCAACAUCCUGAAGCUGAUCCCAUCCUGCUACCAUCAAACAUUCACUCGGAAUCAAAGGUGCCAAUUCCAAAUCAAGACCCUAAUGAUUUCUCCCAAGCAAAUCUGGCAUACGGAGAGGCUGUGAACUGGCGGCCACUGGAUCUGAGAGGGGGGAGCCUCGGAACACCCCCCAGCCAGAGGGCUCUGAGACGUAGCAGCAGUA
Molecule: messenger RNA, 4679 nt
Organism: Odobenus rosmarus divergens (Pacific walrus)
Lineage: Eukaryota; Metazoa; Chordata; Mammalia; Carnivora; Odobenidae
Gene: FRMPD4
Product: FERM and PDZ domain containing 4
Exons: 17
Coding region: 474-4424 (1316 amino acids)
Cellular component (GO): cytoskeleton
Molecular function (GO): protein binding
Source: RefSeq, a predicted model, not a curated record